AUGGGAUCCACCGAUUACCAAUUCGAAGGCUGGAUGGGCCUGAACAAGGAGGCUGCCCUUGGCAACAUGGUUUGGCAAACAUUUGACCCUAAGCCUUGGGAGGAGACCGACGUCGAUAUGCGAGUUACCCAUUGUGGAAUUUGUGGUUCUGAUAUGCAUACCCUGCGCAGCGGAUGGGGCGCAUCUGAUUACCCCUGCUGCGUGGGACACGAAGUCGUGGGUGUUGCUGUUCGGGUUGGCUCCAAGGCCGAGGGCAACAUCAAGGUCGGUGACCGCGUGGGUGUCGGCGCGCAAAGCGGUGCUUGUCUGAACCAGGAUGGUGACUGUGAGGCUUGUGCCACCGGCCUUGAGCAAUUCUGCAACCGAAUGGUUGGUACUUAUAACGGAACCUAUUCCAAUGGCGGCAAGUCAUAUGGAGGGUACUCUCUCUACAACCGCAGCCCAUCCCACUUCGUCGUGAAAAUUCCCGACGCCAUCCCCUCCGCCGAGGCUGCACCUAUGCUUUGUGGUGGAAUCACAACAUAUUCGCCUCUGCGACAAAACGGCUGCGGGCCAGGCAAGAAGGUUGGAAUUGUCGGCGUGGGUGGCUUGGGUCACUUCGGUAUUUUGUUCGCUAAAGCUCUUGGGGCAGACCGUGUUGUCGCGAUUUCUCGCAGGGGAGACAAGAGAGAGGAUGCGCUGAAGCUUGGAGCCGAUGCCUACAUUGCCACUGAUGAGGAUCCUGAUUGGGUUCAGCAAAACGCACAGUCGCUUGAUCUGAUUAUUUCAACGGUCUCCUCAUCGAAAAUGCCCAUUGUCGGCUACAGCCAGUUGCUUCGGUUCCGCGGUACCUUCGUUCAGCUCGGAGCCCCCGAAGAUGGCAGUCUCACUAUCCCUGCCUUUUCUCUCCUCAUGAAGGGCAUCAAGCUGGGCGGAUCAUUGAUCGGCAGUCCCGAUGAGAUUCGUGAGAUGCUUGAUCUUGCGGCUGCAAAAAAGGUGAAGCCUUGGAUUGAGGAGCGGCCGAUGAAGGAGGCCAACCAGGCAAUCCAAGAUAUGGACGCGGGCAAAGCUCGCUUCCGUUACGUGCUGGUGAACGAAUCCUGA
Molecule: messenger RNA, 1083 nt
Organism: Penicillium malachiteum
Lineage: Eukaryota; Fungi; Ascomycota; Eurotiomycetes; Eurotiales; Aspergillaceae
Product: NAD(P)-dependent alcohol dehydrogenase
Exons: 2
Coding region: 1-1083 (360 amino acids)
Biological process (GO): alcohol metabolic process
Molecular function (GO): alcohol dehydrogenase (NADP+) activity; zinc ion binding
Source: RefSeq, a predicted model, not a curated record